AUGGCCAGGGUGGCUGAGCUCAAUGCAUGGCCUCGCCGCGGAGGGCUCGGAAGAACACCCGAAUUUGAAGAGCCCAAUGACGAUCUCUCCUGGGACAGUGAUGGUUUAGACACAUACAGCAGCAGCGACAGCAGCACCAGCAGCACCAGCAGCACCAGCACAAGCGACAGCAGCGGCAGCAGCGAGAACAAAAACCGCAAAAGGCGCAGAAACAGACGCAAAUACAGCAGCAGCAGCACCAGCGACAGCAGCAGCGACAGUAGCAGCAACAGCACCCAAAGCAGCAACAGCAACGAUAAUACUGCGGGCGGCAUACAGGAUACACCUUCACCCACUCGCCCUCCGCCUGUGCAGCAAACCCUGCCAACAGAUGAAUCUGCUGCUGCUCCCCCUGAUGCUACUCCCGCUGAGGCUGCUGCUGCCGAUGCUGCUUCCACUGCUGAUGAGAGUGGUGCUGCUGCAGCGCCAGACUCCGAGCGCAAUAAGACGGUUGAGCCAACAGCAGCAAAAGGACCAGCUGAAGCAGCAGAAGCAGGAGCAGCACCAGCAGCUGCAGCAGACGGGCAGGUAGAAGCAGCGAAUCCUGAGGUAGUUGCGGCAGAGGCUCCCGCUGCAGAAGCAUCCGCAUCAGCAACAUCAGCCUCAGCAGCAGCAGCAGAACAGACCGCAACAGCAGCAGAAUCUGAAGCUGCAGAAACAGGAGCAGCAGAAGACGAAGCACGAGGAACAGACGAAGAAACAGCUAAGCAGCAGCAAACGCAAGUAGCUCAACAGGUAACGGAACAGCAACACGAGGAACAGCAGCAGCAGCAGCAGCAGCAGAAUGGUGAGGAGGGGAGUACACCGGUGGAGACGACGCAGCAGCAGACCCCGGAGCAGCAACAGCAGCAAAUAGAGCUGCAGACCCAAGAGCAGACUCAAGGACAGCUGCUGCAGCACGAGGAGCCACAGCCGCCGCAGCAGCAGCAAGAACAGCAGGAGCAGCAGCAGCACGAGCAGCAACCGCAAGAGCAUCCAGAGGAGCUCCCAGAUCAACAGCAGCAGCAGCAACCGGAAUUACAGUACCAGCAACAGCAGAAGCAAGACCAAGACCAGCAACAGGCGCAAGAGCAAACAGAGCAGCAGCAGCAGCAGCAAAAGGAAGAAGCAGAGACGCACCCAAAGGAAAAGCAGCAGCAACAGCAAGAGAAACCAGAUGAGCUGCCGCAGCAGCCACAACAGCAGCGGCAGCAGCAGCAACAGCAACCGCAAUCACAACAGCAGAAGGAGCAGCAGCAGGACCAAGACCAGCAGCAACAGCAAGCAGACUCGCAGGAACAACAGCAGCAGCAAGUGCAACUAGAGCAGCAGCAGCAGCAAGAUCAACCACAGGCUUCGUCCCAGCAGCAGCAGGAGCAGGAGCAAGCAAAGACGCAGCAACAGCAGCAGCAGCAACCGCAAUCACAGCAACAGCGGGAAGAGCAGCAAGAGCAAACAGAGCAGCAGCAACAGCAAGAGCAAGCAGCGGUGAACACGCAGCAGCAGCAGCAAGUGGAACUAAAGCAGCAGGAGGAGCAGCAAGACCAACCAAAGGAGCUGCAGGAGCAGGAGCACCAGGAAGGGCAAGGAAAGCCACAGCUGCAAGAGCAACCAAAGACGGAGCAGCCGCAGCAAAAGCUGCAGGACGACCUAAUACUGCAGCAGCAGGAGCAGGAGCAGGAGCAACCAGAUAAGCAGCCAGAGCAACAGCAGAAGCAGCGACCGCAGUCACAGCAGAAGGAGGAUCAGCAAGGCCAAGACCAGCAGCAACAGCAAAAUCCAACUAGUGCAGCAGCAGGAGCAGCAGCAGCGGCGAGUGGAACUAAAGCAGCAGCAGGAGCAGCAAAAGCAACCAAAGGAGGCGGCAAAGCAGCAACAGCGGGAGCAGGCAAAGGCGCAGGUGCAAAAACAAAGAAAGACGCAGCGGCAGCUGCACCAACAAAAGCAGCAGGACGAACUAGUGCAGCAACACCAGGAGCAACAGCAAGAGGAGGAAGUAGAAAGGCACCCAAAGCAACAGCAGCAACAACAAGAACAACCAGAGGAGCAGCGACAGCACCAACAACAGCAACAGCACCAAAGUCAAGACCAGGAGCAGCACCAAAACCAAGCAGAGGUGCAUCAGCAACAGCAGCAACAGGGCAAACUACUGCUGCAGCAGGAUCAGCAAAAACAACCACAGCAGCAGCAAGUAGAGAAAGAAGGACCAGCGGAACUGCCGAAGAAGCAGCAAAAGUUAAAGCAAGCAAUGACGCAAGCAGCGGUGCAGCAGGAGCAGCAAAACAGGAACCAGCGCAGCAGCAGCAGGACCAGCAACAAGGGGAGCAGCCAGAGCAGCAGCCAAAGCAGCACGAGCAGGCACAGCAGGGGCAGGGGCAGCAAAAGGAGCAGCAACACAAGCAAGGAAAGGAGCAGCAGCCGCAGCAGCAAGAGCAAUCAGAGAAGGCGCCAAUGCAGCAGCAGCAGCAACAGCAGCAGGAGUUGCAGCAACAGCAAAGAGCACAGCAGCAGCAGCAGCAAGAACCAGAGCAGCAACAACAACAGCAGCAAGAGCAACCCGAGAAGUUGCCAAUGCAGCAGCAGCAGCCGCCGCAGCAGCAAGGAGAGGAGCAGCAGCAAGAGCAAGUAAAGACGGAGAAACAGGAGAACAGACAACUAGAGCAGCAACAACAGCAGCAGCAAGAGCAACCCGAGAGGUUGCCAAUGCAGCAGCAGCAGCAGCAGCAGCAAGAAGAAGAAGAAGAGGCGAAACUGCCGCAGGCACAGCCGCCAGCGCUACAAUCCCGUGAGGAGCAGCAGCACUAG
This is a messenger RNA of Eimeria acervulina, 2823 nucleotides long. RefSeq lists its product as hypothetical. Lineage: Eukaryota; Apicomplexa; Conoidasida; Eucoccidiorida; Eimeriidae. The transcript is spliced from 3 exons. The record is from RefSeq and is a predicted model, not a curated record. The coding region runs from base 1 to 2823 and encodes 940 amino acids.